Messenger RNA from Blepharisma stoltei, 3299 nucleotides. The record is from the annotation of a GenBank genome assembly. NCBI's taxonomy places the organism in Eukaryota, Ciliophora, Heterotrichea, Heterotrichida, Blepharismidae.
AUGGGUUCCACUCAAACCAACUCUAUUGCCACACUAGAUACCUUAAGUCAUCAAAUCAAAGACCCUCUAAAUUCAAAGCUUGAAAUUUUAGAAAAAUGAAUAAAAUCAACCAAAGUCAACGCAAUAAAAACAAUUGCUUUUAUAGAAAUCACAAAGAUCUAUAAAAAUCCCGAAUUUUCAUUGAGCCUAGAAACCAUUCCUUCUUUAAAAGCUAAUCAUAAUUAAUGUGGUGGAGAAUAAAUAUGUGCUUGGUUAAAUGCAUUGAGGAUGCAAAAGUCAUUUUAUAGCCUAAAUCAAGGCUUGGCACUUAACUCUAACUCUUAGUCUGCCUUUUGACUGGCCAUAUGGGGUGAGUAAACUUAGGGAUGAGGCUGGUGGUGACUCCUUGGUCAGGUAGUCGUUGUUUCAGAUUUUUUGGGACACGAUUCUUUUCUCUACCAGUUAAUUUUUUCAGGAUGCCAUCAUUCCUCAAGGUGGCCGACAAAAAGUAUUGGACUGAAAUUUACCUUCAUAGCACCCGAUGGAGAUCUGACAGAGGAUACCCACAAAUAGACUAGGAUCUUGAGAAGCACAGUCAAGUCCUAUCCUAACUCCCCCCCUCCGUGAGUGAACAAAACCAUUAGAAAAAUCCCUAUUUUGUUCCCAAAAACCCGCCCUCCGUGAGCGAACAAAAAUUUUUUUAAUAGAAAACAUUUUUUAUGGAAAAAAAUUUUGAUAUAUAAAUGAUAAUUAGUAUAAUGAAAUCUAAACCUAAUUCUAUUUAAUUUUAAACAAAUUGCUUUUUAAAACAUAAAAUUUUAUAAAUUAAAUUAAUAUUUUUUUCAAUUUUUGCGAAUUAGGAUUUUUUUAAAUUUCGAAAAAAAUAUUUUUAUAAAAUUUAUAUAUAAAUUGUUUUAAAAAAAAAACAAUUAACCCCCCUCCGUGAGUGAACAAAAUUUUUUUGUUCACUCACGGAGGGGGGGGGGGAGUAAGGAGAUCACUACUUCAAAUAGCAGCCAUUUUUAAGACUGGUAAGUAUGUUGGUGUAAUCAAACGCAACAUAGGCAAAGACAACUAACAGAAAUAUGUUAAACUAUUUUAAUCUAAUUUAAGGCUAAUCCUCAAUUCUAACGACCAAAAUAUUAUUUUCGAUAGCCUAAGCAUUCUGUUGCAAUAUUUAAAGUCCAACCAGUCAUCUAUUGAUUUUAUUGUACAUAAUGGAGUUCUUCAAGAUAUUUUUAAGCUUUGCUCACAUAAUUCAGAAAAAAUUAUCGGAAUUUCUAUACUGGGCUGAGGUGUUUUAAAGCAUUCCAAAUUAGAUAAAAAAUAUGAUUUUUUAUGAUAAAAUAGGCUAAAUUUCUAGAGAUUAGUCUAAAGAGGGAUAUUAAAUUUUUAUUAGAAAUCUUAGAAAUAAGCAAAGAUGCCAGAGUUUUCAUGUAUUUUUCUGGAGUUAUUGAGUCUUUAGCAAAAUUAAUAGCUCAUGAAAAUUUGACUAUUAGAAGCGCAGCAAUAGAUAUUAUCAACAAAUUGUACUUUAAUGAAGAAGUUUCAGUUGGGAAAAUUGUAAAUUCAGAGAUUUUGGAAGAUUUAGUAGCAAUGGCAAAGUCGAGCUAUUGGAUGGACAGAUUUUCUAUUGCUGCUGUUUUCACGAAAAUUAUUGGUGAUAUAUCCGAUGAAAAAAUUCAAAUGGGGAUGGUUGAUUCUUUGCUGGAAAGCUUAGGAAGUGAGACUUCGUUUUUAAUAAAUUCAUCACUAAUUUGCUUAUUUCUUUUAGUAAACAAUAAAAAUUAUUAUUUAUUCCUAUAAUGCAUAAUAAACGAUUUUUUUAUUCUUAAAUUACUUUUUAAUUAGUAUAAAUAUGCUGAAUAAUUUUAAAAUAUCAUUAAGGAGAAUUAGCUUACAUGCUUGAACUUGGCACAAAAGGUCAACAGAAAAAUCCUUAUCAAUCUGCUUGCAAAGCCUCCAAGUAUUUUCCAUGCUUAAAAAGCCUCACAGAGUCAAAUUGUUUUGCAAAAAUAAUCUGAAACAGAUAUUUUUGUAAAAAUGAUUUAAAAAUCCAAAUGGAAGAAAAAAUUUUAAUAGAGGGCACAAUACAUCCUAUAAUAAUUGAAACAAGCACAAAAGGAGGAUAUUCUACUACCAGUGAAAAUAGAAAUGAUAAUUUUCCAUUAGAUUCUUCAAAGGAAAGCAAUUUUAAUACAGAAAACUAUCAUAAUCUUACAAAAGAUAAAGCUGAUCCACUUGCGAGUAUCGAUUUUUCUUCAUCUCAAUAUAAAAUAAAUAAUCAAGCACACGGAGAAAAAAACAACGAAAAAUCAAACAAAAGCAGUCUUAGGAAAUUAAAACCCAAAAUUCUCAAAAGAAAAUUACCAUCACAUAAAAAAGCAGAAACCAAAGAAAAAGAAAUCCAAACAAAUGAUUUUUCUGAUACAAAUACUUUCGAAAACCAAGAGAAUAUUACAAUUCCAGCAUUAAAAAAUAAAAAAUCCAGAUUAGCAAUAGAAAAAUCUUCAUCUCCAAUUGAAAUCACUCCAUCCUUCGAAAGAAUUAAAAUAACAUUAAUAAAGUCUGAGCCAAUUGAAAAGAAAGCAGCUUUACCACAGCCAAAGAAGCAAAAUAUAGCAAGCAAUCCUAACAUAAGAUCAGAUCAAAAUGAUAUCAAAAUUUCUGAAUCCUUUUCUAAUUCAUCAAACAUUAAAAAUAAAGCAGAAACUCUACAAAAGUCUUCAUUUUUACAAAAAUCUACCAAUAAAUCUUCUGAAGAGGAAAAUAGCUUCUCUGGGCUUUUUACGUCUCAAAUACCAGUUAAAACACCAUGCAACAAAGAAUAUCGUUCAAAUGAAAAUUCAUCAGCAGUUAAAGAAGUCCCAACUAAGCAGCCAACUAAUCAACCCCAGUCCAAAUUUUCAUAUACCACUUUUAAUGAUCUUGAGCUAAAUUCUUCAUUUUAUGAACAGUCAGACCUUGACUCUAGCUUUGAAUACUCCUUUAUAAGCAAUCCAAAUUGUAAAGUUGAAGACCUUCCUGGCUGGGCUAGUACUUUUACUGGGAGUUCUAAAAGAAAAUGGAAUGGAAACUUAGAAGGGCCAAAGAAAAAAGAUGGGACCCCAGAUAUGAGAUAUGGAGCUAACUAUAAGCAUAGGCUUGAUAAUAAGUCGCAAUAUAAUUUUAGCACUCUAAAUGAGACAGAAAAUACAAAAUUCCCUAGCUGGGCAAGCACUUUUACAGGCAGCAAGACAAGGAGUUGGAAUGGAAACCUUUAUGGACCGAAAAAACUAGACGGAACUCCUGAUAUGAGAUAUAAAGAAAAUUAUGCUUAA